Messenger RNA from Ziziphus jujuba (common jujube), 2376 nucleotides. Its product is annotated as pentatricopeptide repeat-containing protein At1g80880, mitochondrial. The record is from RefSeq and is a predicted model, not a curated record. Gene Ontology annotation, molecular function: protein binding. NCBI's taxonomy places the organism in Eukaryota, Viridiplantae, Streptophyta, Magnoliopsida, Rosales, Rhamnaceae. The coding region runs from base 151 to 1827 and encodes 558 amino acids. The transcript has 2 exons.
UCUUAAUUGUGCUGCACACGUGUUAAACAGUUUUUAAUAUUUGGCUGUUUGGUUGAGUUUUUGCAUGGUCUUUUUCUUGUAAAAUUACCUUCUGGCUGUUUGGAAAAGCACUUUUUAGCAAUGGUAGGAGUAUUCCAAAGGCUCUAGCUGAUGGCGAUUUCGACGCUUGGGAGGAGUAUAUGGAAGAUACAAUCGCAGCUUUUUCUUCCACAACUUCUUCGUCCCAUUACUCACUCGUCGUCUUGUUCUUUUGUGAACCCGCUUCAUCGCCUUUUCUCUCAAGCAUUUCGUCAGACAAUUCUCGUUCCUUUUCGAAGCUCUUCUCUACAAACCCCCCACUUCUCUUCUCUGCAACUUUUCUCUGCACAGAAUCUCAACUACCCAUUUGACUUCCAUGGCCUUGGAUUCCGGAUAUAUGAUCUCCACGACCCUGGUGUUCUCGAGUCUGUGGAAAUACUCAAACGGGCCGCUGAUCUUCCUACGGAAACAGAGGCCAUGUUGUCUAUUCAAGAGUCGGGCAUCGAGGCCACCCGAGAUUUGGUCUGUUCUGCUAUUUGGGGAUUGAGGGAAGAGUGGAAGCUGGCAUUUUUGGCUUUCAAAUGGGGUGAAAAAUGCGGCUGUAGUGAUGAAGAAACUUGUAAUUUGUUAAUAUGGGUUUUGGGUAAUCAUAGAAAGUUUAAUACUGCUUGGUGUUUGAUACGAGACCUGCAUCGAUCUUCGAUGGAUACCAGGCGUGCAAUGCUUAUCAUGAUUGAUAGAUAUGCAUUUGCAGAUGAUCCAUCCAAGGCCAUUUGGACAUUCGACAUUAUGGAAAAGUUCAGUUUGGCUCAUGAUCAUGAAGCAUACCGCUUCCUCUUGAAUGCUCUUUGUGCACAUGGAUACAUCGAAGAGGCUGAAGAAUUUAUGCUUGUAAAUAAGAAGCCCUUCCCAUUGGAGACUGAGAGCUUUAACAUUAUUCUUAAUGGGUGGUGUAACAUGUCUGUUGAUGUAUUUGAAGCAAAGCGAGUUUGGAGAGAAAUGUCGAAAUGCUGUAUACUGCCAGAUGCAACUUCGUAUACUUACAUGGUAUCUUGCUUCUCAAAAGUAGGGAAUCUUUUCGACUCACUCAGACUCUAUGAUGAAAUGAAGAAAAGGGGUUGGGUUCCAGGACUCGAGGUUUACAAUUCAUUAAUUUAUGUGCUAACUCAUGAAAAUUGCUUGGGAGAAGCUCUCAAAAUGUUGGACAAGGUGAAAGAAUUGGGUUUGCGUCCAGAUUCUACCACCUAUAACUCAAUGAUACGUCCUUUAUGUGAAGCACAAAAGCUAGAGGUGGCAAGAAAGAUAUUAACCACUAUGAUAGAGGAGAAUAUCUGCCCGACUUCUGAGACCUACCAUGCGUUUCUUGGGACUGUAGGUUUUGAGGGAACUCUUGAAGUUGUUAACCGGAUGAAGAAAGCUAACUUAGGUCCUAGCAGCGAAACUUUUCUUAUAAUUCUUAGAAAGUUCUUCAAAUUAGAGCAACCUGAGAAUGCAGUGAAGAUCUGGGAAGAAAUGAGGCAGUAUGAAGUAGUGCCUGAUUCUACUCAUUACACAGUAAUGAUACAAGGGCUGGCCACCUUUGGGUUGUUAAACAAGGCUAACACUUUUCUUUCUGAGAUGAGGUCAGAUGGAUUUGUAGAAGAUCCAAAGCUUAAGAAGUUGUUGAAAGAACCAAAGAGCAACAGGAUUGAUAAGAGAAAACGGCAAUUGAGACAAUUGAAAGGAGAAAAAAGGGUGAGUCACAAGAAAGGCAACACGAUGAAAGGAGAAAAUCAUCACCAAACAGAGAAGAAGACGUCUCUUCAAUAGUCUGAUACAGUUCAGAAAGAUUCUUCGUCCCUGUUAGCAGAAUUACACUAAUGGUGUAGAGAGAUGCUCACUAUUGAAGGAGUCACAAAAGGAGGUUCUUAUAAGAAAGCAAGCUAGAUAAAUUGACAAUAAACUGUUCCAAGUAAAUAAAUUGAUAAGUCAGUAUCUCUGUAUAAAUCAGGGCCGCUCUUGAAUUGCAGUGUGCCGACAGUGGUUCACUUUAUUACACAUAAAACAUCCAUGUCAAUGAAAUUCUCUCACGAAAAAGCAUUUCCGAUAAGAAACAUCACUCUCUAUAGCGGUGCUCCCUCUUAUGUUUCGGUUCUCUGCAUUACGUGAUGCAUUAUCGUCUACUGUCUUACUUGUCUAUCAGUUGGCGCAGUGACAUAAGUUUGGAAUGUAUUCAGUCGAGUAAACUUGGAGAUUUUCUCCCUUGGCUGCUUAUUUGUUAUUUUCGUUGUCGAGUGGAGAUAUUUUAAUGACAGUCCUAUUUGUAAACCAAAAAGUUAUGUAUAUCGAAACCGAAAGAAUUUUAACAAUAAUUCGUUC